This is a messenger RNA of Phycomyces blakesleeanus NRRL 1555(-), 752 nucleotides long. RefSeq lists its product as hypothetical. Bases 108 to 314 code for a protein of 68 amino acids. The transcript is spliced from 2 exons. NCBI's taxonomy places the organism in Eukaryota, Fungi, Mucoromycota, Mucoromycetes, Mucorales, Phycomycetaceae. The record is from RefSeq and is a predicted model, not a curated record.
AAAUUGAAUAAUUAGGCGUGCUGUCACUCGAAAUUACUCUAUUUUUUUUUAGGUGGAGGGUCAUACUUUGAUAUUUGUUAAAUGUUUCAAAGAAAAACACUAAUCCUAUGGGGCCGACAUUUUCUGAUGGGAAACGACAUUUAUAUCUAACCGGGCUAAUUAGUGAAAAACACAGCAACUGCCUGGGGUUUGGUGUCUCUUUUCUAAUCCUUCAGGGCAAAAUGGCGUGUUCUGAAGAAUACAAUAUAUUCAUAUCAUUAUUCAACUUGAUCUCUUUAGCAUGUUCUGCCAGUGUCUCGCCAGCAUGUCCGUAACGUUCCCCUUACAUACAAAAAAUACUGAGAAUCUCAGCAAUUAAGCUUAGUUGAAGAAGCCAGAAAAAGAAAGAGAUUUGAGUCAACUAAAGUUUUUUUUUUCUAAAAUGAAGUGUUUUGCUAUGAUCUUAAUAACUCCAAGACCUGUAAAACUAAACCGGUCGAAACAAGGCAAAUAUUGGAAACUAUCCAACUAUAUACACCUCUAUUCAAUCAAAGAACUGCGCGGGCUUUUGCAAAGUGGUGCUCAACCCACAACAUAUCAUUUUUAAAAACAAAGCUGGACAGAAAUUCAAAGAGUAGAAAAAGACAGCUUUAUAUAUUAGAUAAGAGCAUCUCCAGCAGCCGGCCAAGUUUUAUUUUGUCUAAAGCCAAACGCUGCCACUUUAACUAAAAUAAAAAUCAUUUUCCCAGAAGUUGAAUUUUUCUUUAACUUUU